Molecule: messenger RNA, 2564 nt
Organism: Botrytis cinerea B05.10
Lineage: Eukaryota; Fungi; Ascomycota; Leotiomycetes; Helotiales; Sclerotiniaceae
Exons: 3
Coding region: 1106-2149 (347 amino acids)
Source: RefSeq, a predicted model, not a curated record
GCCACAGUUGGGCACAGCCACUAGCCUCCCCCAACGCCCUCACAUUGUCCUUCUCACAAUUUGCAUCUCCCCAUGAUCUUCAUUCAUUUUCCCCCAUCAUCGAAUGGCACUCGUUCGCCAGCCUCAUCUUCUCCCGUCCCCGCCCCGUAUUCCUUGUUUCCGCUUCCUAAUAUCUCUCCUGCAUCCUUCAGCCUCAUGUAUCAAUUGGACAUUGGCGAUGUUUUCACACCGACAUCUUGGGUUUCAUCUGAAUUUCAGGUUUAUUUAAACCCUUUCGUCUGCCUCUUUUGUUUUAACCAUUUACACGAGAGACUGUUUGUAUGAGGGAUUAAAUCGUCCAAUUUGUUGCUCGAGUAUCAGGUCAGAAAUUGUCGCUAUACUCCUUUAUACAUGCAGUGUGUUUCGGAUUCAUACUGGGCUUGAAUAUGAGUAUUUCGUGCAGCAUACGAAGAUGUUGUGGUGAGGCACAUUAUCUUGGGAACACUUUGGGAUUGGGAUGCGAUUGACGGUGUACAAGGCAUAUCGAAAAACAGGCAGGAGAGCAUGAGAAUACGUGAGCCAGGGGGUGUUAGUGCUCUCUCUUUCACAUCUCGCGGUCCAGACCGGAUUAUCAGUCCUUGGAAUUUCUUCGACAUGGUUGAUAUCUGGGGUACCUUGUACCCUUGCCCCGAAGGAUUCCUUCUUUUAAUCUUCUAGAAAGAAGGCUUGCCUCUUAGCUCAUAACACAUUAUCACGGCAGAGAACAUAUUUACAUGUGAAUACUCGGUCAUGGAUCAAUACAGACUCAAUAUAGAUCUGAUUUCCCUUUUCGUCACCGAGUACAUCGUUCGCCUCGCAGAACAACUAUCAUGUAGAUACGAAACCACAACAAUCUUACCUCUGUGACCCCAUUCUCUCCUAGCGAUGUUUCUCUUGCUUUCCUUGUCUUCGUCGCCCGAUAUCAUAUAUACUAGAACCUCGUUCUAUAAAGUCUCCUGCGCAUCCCGUCCCACACUUUAAUCGCUGUAAUGUAAGACGCUUAUUCUUCUAUCCAAAUCCAUGACCCAUCAACAGAUCAACUCCGUUUUCAGAUAAUGAUACCCACCCAAUCCAUCCCCAUUCUAAAAUGCCCAACUCCUCCUCCCCUUCCAACAACUCCAGCAAUUUAUCGAACAAUCCUUCUAAACCCUUCAACGCCCCCGAUCAAAACAGCUGGGUAACAAUGACCGAAACAACAAUAUCCGAAGAAGGAGAUGUCGAAUGUACUUCCACGUCAAGAGAAAUAGAUCCUACUUCUUCACAAGCGAGCAAUGUCCCAACAGACCAUGUUACUUCUUCAUCCACAACGCCCAAGAGCGAAGCCUCACAUGAAGCCUCGCGCCACUCUAGCCCAGAAACAGGGAUUCCUCGCUCCUCACCGGGUGUUGUGGAAAAGCCCUUUCGUUUCUCUUCGAGAAAUGAAUGCGGAUAUGAUAUCGACUUGGAUGUGGAAAGCAAUCCAGAUGAUGUUGUUGAUGAUGUUGAUGAUGAUGAUGAAUAUCAUUACACAUACACCUACACAAACAAGCCACCACUAGCUCAUCCACCAUACUCCCCACCACCCUCGCAAUCCUCCCACACACCACGCACCCCGCACAUUCUCCACAGCCUCGAGCUCAUCGACCUUUUUCCCGAUCUGAGAAUUCGAGAUGAUCAUCUCACCAACUAUUUCCAAAACAUCGGGUUCUUCAAAGACGACGAUAUUAACAUACCCAGAGAGCCCAAAUCCCAACCCAAAUCCAAACUUCAUGAUAAUUCAAACUCAGGUCCAGACCCACAUCAUCCCCCCCUGAGCAAACAAUCAUCCUCAUCCUCAUCCUUCUCCUCCUCCUCCUCCUCCUCAUCAUCAUCAUCAUCACCAGACGAAAGCACCCACCACAAACCCCCACAGAACACCACUACCGCAAAUGGAGAAAACAAAACAACCGAUAUCUACACGAACACACAGACGCAUAGAGACCAGUCUUCCCAGCAGACCAACCCAUCCAUGUUUCAAAUCCCAGAUAUAGAAGAGAGGGAUUACGAGCAAGAUGCUGCUCGAGCUCACCUCGAUGCAUACCCCGAGAGUGAGUUUGAUACUUCGUCUGCAUCGUCGUCAUCGUCAUCCGAUGAAAAAGCAGACGGGUGUUAGGAUAUGUAGAAGUUUUGAUGGGAUGGAGAAUGGAGUGGAGUGGAGUGGAAUGGGAUGGUAUGGUGUGAUAGGGUUAUGAGAUUGUACGAUGUAUAACGAUUUGAUGUAUUUCCAACACGGUGGAUAAUUUGAUGAUUGAUGUGUGUAUGUAUGCAUAUCUCCACAACUACACACGUGGAAGAUAGAUGUAUAUUCGGUGGUCAAGACACGAUUUUACUCCCAAAACGAUGGGAAGAUCUGGCCGGGCAGUGGGGAGGGCAAAUUGCAAAAAUCCAUUGUGUAUCAGACGCUCUGAAAUAAGGACCAACAGGACAGGGUCGGCUCGGUGUUAUAAAUUUUGAUAGUUUACUUAUAUACCUAGGUAUUUUAGAAAAGUUCGUCGUAUUGAGAGAUUGAAAAUGAAAUGUAAUCACCA